Penicillium macrosclerotiorum is the source of this 516-nucleotide messenger RNA. RefSeq lists its product as uncharacterized. The record is from RefSeq and is a predicted model, not a curated record. The transcript has 2 exons. The annotation marks the transcript as partial. NCBI's taxonomy places the organism in Eukaryota, Fungi, Ascomycota, Eurotiomycetes, Eurotiales, Aspergillaceae.
GCUCAGUGGAUCUCGCAGAAGUUUUGGCCACCUGCUCAAAUUUUCAUCAAAGUAUCCAUCGUCAUCUUCCUGCGCAGGAUUCUUGGCUGUAUCAAUCGCUUUAAACAAGUCACAAUGGCAGUUAUAAUCCUCGUGGUUGCCUGGGGCCUGACAGCCGUUGUGGGUAAUACCUUUCAGUGUUGGCCCGUCCAAUAUUUCUGGAUCAAACAUAUCGAGGGUCAUUGCAUGCGCGGUCAAAAUACCUUUUUUAUUAUCAUUGGUGCCCUUUCUUUGGCGCAGGAUGUCUUCAUUCUCUGUCUGCCGCUGCCUAUAGUGUGGAAACUGCAGACUCCUCUUCGGCAGAAGAUCGAAAUAUCGCUACUAUUUUCUAUCGGUUGCCUACAGCAGCUCCCUCACUCAAGUAUGGACGAUAAUGGAGCUCGAUAUGGCCAUCAUAUGUGGGUCACUAUUGUUGAUGAAGCCUUUAAUCCAGCAAUGUAUGGGGACUAUGCGCAAAGGAAUCACAAACUUGAGUAG